Megalops cyprinoides (Indo-Pacific tarpon) is the source of this 4506-nucleotide messenger RNA. Its product is annotated as probable phospholipid-transporting ATPase IIA. Bases 138 to 3278 code for a protein of 1046 amino acids. Gene Ontology annotation, molecular function: ATP binding; ATPase-coupled intramembrane lipid carrier activity; ATP hydrolysis activity. NCBI's taxonomy places the organism in Eukaryota, Metazoa, Chordata, Actinopteri, Elopiformes, Megalopidae. Gene Ontology annotation, cellular component: trans-Golgi network; plasma membrane; endosome. The transcript is spliced from 28 exons. Gene Ontology annotation, biological process: endocytosis; phospholipid translocation; retrograde vesicle-mediated transport, Golgi to endoplasmic reticulum. The record is from RefSeq and is a predicted model, not a curated record.
UGGACGAACGUGGGCUGAUUGAGUCAAGCGAGAGUCGCCGAGCCAAGCCUGUCCCUUUUAGACCAACAAACAGAGCCUCCGCCCAGCACCGAGAACAGGCGAGAGGAAUUUCACCCGCAUAAACGGGGGCUGCAGGAAUGACGGAUAAUAUUCCACUCCAGCCCGUGAGACACAAAAAAAGACACGACAAUAAAAACAAAAACGGAUGCUGCCCGUGGUCGAGAUGCUGCGGCAUGGGCGACUUCCGCCCGCGCACCGUGUGGCUGGGCCACCCGGAGAAGCGCGAGCAGCGCUACCCGAGGAAUGUCAUCAACAACCAGAAGUACAACUUCUUCACCUUCCUCCCCGGGGUGCUGUUUAAUCAGUUCAAGUACUUCUUCAACCUGUACUUUCUGCUCCUGGCCUGCUCCCAGUUUGUGCCAGAGCUCAGGCUUGGAGCCCUCUACACCUAUUGGGUUCCCUUGGGUUUUGUUCUGAUCAUCACUAUCAUGCGGGAGGCGGUUGAAGAGAUGCGAUGUUUUCUUCGGGACAAGGAGGUGAACUCGCAGAUCUACAGCAAGCUUUCAACCAGAGGGACAGUGAAAGUGAAAAGCAGCGGAAUUCAAGUGGGGGACCUUAUCAUCGUUGAAAAGAACCAGCGUGUCCCAGCCGACAUGAUCUUCCUGCGCACCUCUGAAAGAAACGGGUCCUGCUUCCUCCGGACCGACCAGCUGGACGGCGAGACGGACUGGAAACUGCGUCUGCCUGUGGCCUGCACCCAGAGGCUGCCCACUGCUGCGGACCUUCUCCAGAUCCGCUCGUAUGUGUACGCGGAGGAGCCGAACAUCGACAUCCACAACUUCAUCGGGACUUUCACCCGGGAGGAUGGGGAUCCUCCAGUCAAUGAAAGCCUGAGUAUUGAGAACACCCUGUGGGCCAGCACCGUCAUCGCUUCAGGUACUGUGAUAGGGGUGGUGAUUUACACUGGCAAGGAGCUACGCAGUGUCAUGAACACCUCCAACCCGAAGCACAAGGUGGGCCUGUUUGACCUGGAAGUGAACUGCCUGACUAAGAUCCUGUUCGGGGCGCUGGUGGUGGUGUCCCUCGUCAUGGUGGCACUGCAGCACUUUGCGGGGCGCUGGUACCUCCAGAUAUUCCGCUUCCUGCUUCUCUUCUCCAACAUCGUUCCCAUCAGCCUGCGUGUGAACCUGGACAUGGGCAAGAUGGUUUUCAGCUGGAUGAUCCGGAAGGACUCCAAGAUCCCUGGGACCGUGGUCCGGGCCAGCACCAUCCCUGAGCAGCUGGGUCGGAUCUCCUACCUUCUGACAGACAAGACAGGCACUCUCACGCAGAACGAGAUGGUCUUCAGACGUCUCCACCUGGGCACUGUGGCCUACGGCAUGGACUCCAUGGACGAGGUGCAAAGCCAUGUCUUCAGCGCCUACACUCAGCCCUCCCACGACCUCCCAGCCUCCAGAGCUCCGCCCACCACCAAGGUGCGCAAGACCAUCAGCAGCCGUGUGCACGAGGCGGUCAAGGCCAUCGCGCUGGUGCACAAUGUGACGCCCGUCUACGAGUCCAACGGCGUAACCGACCAGGCUGAGGCGGAGCAGCACUACGAGGAUGCCUGCCGUGUCUACCAGGCGUCGAGCCCGGAUGAGGUGUCGCUGGUGCAGUGGACUGAGAGUGUGGGGCUGACACUAGUCGGCAGGGACCAGUCCUCCAUGCAGCUGAGGACCCCUAGUGGACAGAUUCUGAACUUCACCAUCUUGCAGAUUUUCCCUUUCACCUAUGAGAGCAAACGCAUGGGGAUCAUUGUCCGGGAUGAAUCCACUGGAGAAAUCACUUUCUACAUGAAGGGUGCUGAUGUGGUCAUGGCAGGCAUAGUCCAGUACAAUGAUUGGCUGGAAGAGGAGUGUGGAAAUAUGGCCAGGGAAGGUCUAAGAGUCCUUGUGGUCUCUAAGAAGUCCUUAACGGAAGAACAGUACCAGGAUUUUGAGGCCCGAUACGUCCAGGCCAAACUGAGCGUCCACGACCGCUCGCUGAAGGUUGCCACGGUGAUUGAGAGUUUGGAGAUGGAGAUGGAGCUGUUGUGUCUGACCGGGGUGGAGGACCAGCUGCAGGCCGACGUGAGACCGACUCUGGAAAUCCUCCGCAACGCGGGCAUCAAGGUGUGGAUGCUGACGGGGGACAAGCUGGAAACGGCCACAUGCACGGCCAAGAACGCGCACCUGGUGACUCGCAGUCAGGACAUCCACGUCUUCAGACCUGUGACCACGCGAGGAGAGGCCCACCUGGAGCUGAACGCCUUCAGGAGAAAGCACGACUGUGCGCUGGUGAUAUCGGGGGACUCGUUGGAGGUGUGCCUGAAGUUCUACGAGUAUGAGUUCAUGGAGCUGGCCUGCCAGUGCCCUGCAGUGGUGUGCUGCCGCUGCGCUCCCACGCAGAAGGCCCAGAUCGUCCGGCUGCUGCAGGAGCGCACGGGCAAGCUCACCUGCGCUGUCGGGGACGGAGGAAAUGAUGUCAGCAUGAUCCAGGAAGCGGACUGUGGCGUGGGAGUGGAGGGAAAAGAAGGGAAGCAGGCCUCUCUGGCCGCCGAUUUCUCCGUGACUCAGUUCAAGCACUUGGGCCGGCUGCUGAUGGUCCACGGGCGGAACAGCUACAAGCGGUCGGCCGCCCUCAGCCAGUUCGUCAUCCACAGGAGCCUGUGCAUCAGCACCAUGCAGGCCGUCUUCUCCUCGGUGUUCUACUUCGCCUCCGUGCCACUCUAUCAAGGAUUCCUCAUUAUCGGUUACUCCACCCUCUACACAAUGUUCCCCGUCUUCUCCCUGGUCCUGGACAAGGAUGUCAAGUCGGAAGUGGCCAUGCUGUAUCCUGAGCUUUACAAGGAUCUCCUGAAGGGUCGGCCUUUGUCCUUCAAGACAUUUCUGAUAUGGGUGCUGAUAAGUAUUUACCAAGGCAGUAUCAUCAUGUACGGGGCCCUGCUGCUGUUCGAGUCGGAGUUCGUGCACAUCGUGGCCAUCUCGUUCACAUCGCUCAUCCUGACCGAGCUGCUGAUGGUGGCCCUGACCGUGCAGACCUGGCACUGGCUGAUGAUAGUGGCCGGGCUGCUCAGCCUGGCCUGCUACAUCGCCUCGCUUGUCUUCCUGCACGAGUUCAUUGAUGUGUACUUCAUCGCCACGCUGUCAUUCCUGUGGAAGGUGACGGCCAUCACCCUGGUCAGCUGCCUGCCGCUGUACAUACUCAAGUACCUCCGCCGAAGGUUCUCCCCGCCCAACUACUCCAAGCUGACCUCCUAAAGCUGCAGUCACCUGUCCACCUGUCCACCUGUCACACCCCUCUCCAGCCCUUGCCACAGCCGCCGUCUCCGACCAGGAGGCGGGGGGUUUCAGCCCGAGCCCGCGCUCGGACCGCAAAACCCGACACCCCGCUUUCGGCGAUCGCCCCUCCCCUUUUUUUUAACCAAUCAGAACUCUGGGUGAGAAAAGUCCCCGUGGAGAGAAUUCGCUACGUUGUGCACGCCGCCUGUCUACGUCCCUGAGGUCAUUUGUGCGAUUUUAGAAGCGUUUCUUGAGUGUGCUGGGGUGUUUCUUUGAGUGUUUGGUCUUGGUUUUGGUUGGAGAGGGUUGAGCGAGCUUAACUGUGUGUCUGUCAGUGACGCCACACCAUAUAGCGCCAAAAUGCAGUCUGUCUGCUGUACUCAUAGCCUUGCCAAAACCCGUGAAUAAGGAUCACCACUUUAUGUUACAGGGAAAAAAAGUGAACUAUAUUUGAUAGCCUAGUACCUUGGGGCAUAUUCAUUUGUACAAUACAUAGGAAUACACUGGGCAGAAAUAUACAGAUUUCUCAGGCUGCACUGAUGUCAUUUAGUCUGCUGUAUUAGAAACACUUUGACAACAUCGCACCUCAUAGCAGUAGGAAAGUGAAAAAGGGCGCUUUGCGUACCUCAUUACAGUACAUUAUUGAAUUGUUUUAUGCGUUUCUGGCCAUUUUUGUCCUUUUGCAUUAUGGGAGGACUAUCUGGUGACUCAUUGUUAGCGGUAAGAUAUCUCAGACUUGGCUUCUGAAGGUUUUGGUAUUUAUUCACAAGGCCCCAAGGUUAUUUAAGAAUGGAAAUUGGGCCUCGUUGACCCCCACCAACAUUUAUCAUUCUGUAUAUGCUUGUCAGUCAGUAUGCACUGGAAUUAGUCAUUGACUCUGAAUGUCUUGUGGUUUUGAGAAAUAUUUAUUGUUAGCGAACAUGCACAUAGUUGUAGUACCAUUUUGCACAGUGGGAAUGGUGGUCACAUACACUGGAAUUGAUGAAAUUGCCAGAUACCUUUUAUUGAGAGAUUUUUACGUGGACUUGACUUAAUCAGAAUUAGAAUAUUGUGUCCUUUGCAACUAUUACUGGAAGUGUUUGACUUUUUUGCAGGUGAGCUUAAGACUUGCUUUUGCGAAAGCACAGAUGAGUUUCAAAAUGAAAAACUAGAGGACAGGUACUGCUUUGUACAUUGUGUGUAUGUGUGGGUGUGUUUGCAUGAAUUG